GGGGCGGGGGCAGUGGACGCUGAGGCACCUCGGCCCGCCCGGGUGGCAGCGGCGUCCUCUAGCCUCCGCUCGGCUGGCGCGGGGCCUGGCAGCCAUGCCUCCCACGCCCCCGGGCCCGCUGGGCGACUGCCUGCGGGACUGGGAGGAGCUGCAGCAGGACUUCCAGAGCAUCCAGGAGACCCACAGGCAGUACCGUCUGAAGCUGGAAGAGCUGAUCAAACUGCAGAACAGUUGUACCAGCUCCAUCACCCGGCAGAAGAAGAAGCUCCAUGAGCUGGCCCUCAUUCUAAAGAAAUGCAAACCCUCCCUUCCAGCGGGGGUCCAGGAGGCUUCGAAGGAGCUGGAGAACCAGAUCAAGGAGCGCCAAGGCCUCUUCUUCGAUAUGGAAGCCUAUUUGCCCAAGAAGAAUGGGUUGUACCUGAGCCUGGUUCUGGGCAACGUCAACGUGACACUCCUGAGCAAGCAGGCUAAGUUUGCCUACAAAGAUGAGUACGAGAAGUUCAAGCUCUACCUCACCAUCAUCCUCAUCCUCAUCUCCUUCACCUGUCGCUUCCUCCUCAACUCCAGGGUGACAGACGCUGCCUUCAACUUCCUGCUGGUCUGGUAUUACUGCACACUGACCAUUCGAGAGAGCAUCCUUAUCAACAAUGGUUCCAGGAUCAAAGGCUGGUGGGUUUUCCAUCAUUAUGUGUCCACGUUCCUGUCGGGAGUCAUGCUGACAUGGCCCGACGGCCUCAUGUACCAGAAGUUCCGGAAUCAAUUCCUGUCCUUCUCCAUGUACCAGAGCUUCGUGCAGUUCCUGCAGUAUUACUAUCAGAGUGGCUGCCUGUACCGCCUUCGGGCCCUGGGUGAGAGGCACACCAUGGAUCUCACUGUGGAGGGCUUCCAGUCCUGGAUGUGGCGGGGCCUCACCUUCCUGCUGCCCUUUCUGUUCUUUGGACAUUUCUGGCAGCUUUUUAACGCGCUGACAUUGUUCAGCUUGGCCCGGGAUCCUGAGUGCAAGGAGUGGCAGGUGCUUAUGUGCGGCCUCCCCUUCCUCCUUCUCUUCCUCGGCAAUUUCUUCACCACCCUGCGAGUUGUGCACCAGAAAUUCCACAGUCAGCGGCACAGGAGCAAGAAAGAUUGAGGCUGCAUCGUCUGCCCACUGGCCUGGAAGGGGCUUCUGUACCCCAUGUAUUGUUUUAGGAGGUGGGACUCCCUCGUCCAGAAGGUCUGUCUGCUCUCUCUGGGUCUUGUGGGCUCUGUGGGCCCCAAAGGCUAUGCUGGAGAAGACCUGGACCUGUGUCCCAGCCUGUGGCGAGCUGGGGGCCAGUGGCCUUAAUAAAGGAAGAGAGGCACAGAGGUGGCGCGA
This is a messenger RNA of Myotis myotis, 1351 nucleotides long. It is a transcript of the gene TMEM120A, whose product is annotated as transmembrane protein 120A. Gene Ontology annotation, cellular component: membrane. The record is from RefSeq and is a predicted model, not a curated record. NCBI's taxonomy places the organism in Eukaryota, Metazoa, Chordata, Mammalia, Chiroptera, Vespertilionidae. The transcript has 12 exons. Gene Ontology annotation, biological process: fat cell differentiation. The coding region runs from base 95 to 1126 and encodes 343 amino acids.